Messenger RNA from Achroia grisella, 753 nucleotides. RefSeq lists its product as uncharacterized. Lineage: Eukaryota; Metazoa; Arthropoda; Insecta; Lepidoptera; Pyralidae. The record is from RefSeq and is a predicted model, not a curated record. The transcript has 5 exons. The coding region runs from base 1 to 753 and encodes 250 amino acids.
AUGAAAUAUCGUUUAUAUCUUGUCCAGUCACAGAAUAAUAUAUUUGCACAUAAAAACUUCGUAAAUGGUCUACAUAAUGCUCGUAAUAUACUACAUAAUUUGGAACAAUGUAUUCGCAAAACGAACCAUUAUGAGGAGCGACUGCUGCGAUGUAGAGCUGACCACUGUCACUCGCACACCAACGAGUUAUUGAACAACGAACCUUCUGAGAAACUCUUCAAAACAGGAACGAAACAAACAUCGCGAAGUCAGGUGGAUUUAGCUGAAUCUUGGUCUACCAUGAGUAUUGUCUGUCUUCAGUAUCAGUAUGAAGAACUAUCAAAGCGUUAUGAAGCCUUAUUGCAAGCGUACAACGAUCGCUGUACGGCUGUAAACAUUCGAGAUACGUCUAUAGAGCGAUUACAGUGUCGCACAAAGGAGAUGCACAAACAACUGACUCAUGCGCAUAAAGUUUUACUUGUAGUCGGAGAAAAAUUUUUGACGCUAAAGCGUAAAUGUCACAUGCAGAAAAAUAAAUACAAAGACACUAUAGAACUCCUAAAAUGUGCAGUGAAAAAUGUGGUAAGAUCUACAGAAAGAGCUCGUUUGGUAUUGGAACAACAGUUGAAGGUUUGCAUGGCAGCAGAACACAAUGCACACACAUCAUUACUUCUUGCUGAGAUUCGUAAAUACAACAUUCUCUACUUGGAAAAUCUGCGACUAAAAGCUUUCAUUGAACAAUUGAUGCCAGGUCGUAUAGUUUGGAAUAAUUAA